Molecule: messenger RNA, 2819 nt
Organism: Sabethes cyaneus
Lineage: Eukaryota; Metazoa; Arthropoda; Insecta; Diptera; Culicidae
Gene: Saf6
Exons: 6
Coding region: 264-2789 (841 amino acids)
Source: RefSeq, a predicted model, not a curated record
UUUAUUUUGGAAUAUUGUGUGUUUAUGGUUUUAGUUGCUCGAUUCUCUAUCAGUAAUUCAAUUAUUUCUAAUUGAAUCGUGCACAAGUACCGUUUACUUGUUUACAUUGUUAUAAAACGAAGAAUAAGUGAAAGAUUUUAACAUACUUACGCGUCGAUCUAAAGUGUAAAAUUUUGCUGAUGGUCGUAUCCAAUAAGGAGCCGUUUCAAUACGAAUAUGCUAUGCAAAGAUUAUAAAAUCUAGUUAAACUAAAUUAUCACGCGAUGAAGCCAAGUCCGAAAAAAUCCCUUUCGAAGCUUAAACAGCGCUCGAAAUCGUCCGCUGGCAGCGGCACUCACUCGAAUUCGUCCGCAACUGGAGGUACCACAUCGGUGAAUUCGAACAGCAUUGGAAACAACGUAUCCGGUUCGACACAUUCCAGGUCAAAUCAUCACAGUGCGCAGCUGUUGAGGGCCACCGGUGGCAGUGAUACGAAUUCUUCCGGAAACGAUGGAAACAUUUCGUCUCUUACGAAAGAUAAGAGUUCCUUUCAGUCGUAUGCCGGCUUUAGUUCGCGUUCGAUUCGAACAAUUUGGGAACAGCAUGAUAAGCAGGAAACUGAAGUAUCACCGGAGGUGUACAAUAAGCUUGCAGAGGAUACAACGUACAAGCUGUGGGAAUUGACAAACAAUGUUAAAACUUAUGGUCGACACUCUAGUGGUAAGAUUACCUAUGAUCUUGUUAAUGAAGUGCUUAAGGAUUGCGAUGUUCCACCGAUUGUGGGGGCCAACAACGAACCCUGGGACAAAAUCGAAUACGAUGGAGUUUAUUUUUUUAAUUCGGAUGAAGUGUUAGAUCUCCGUGAGGAAUACAUCAAAGAUGUAACGAUAGAACAAAGCAACAUACCCGUGCUAACAACGACAUGGAUGGCCGAAUCGGCAAUCGCUGAAGAUUUACUCGAACUGUACAAUAAUGUAUGCGAUGCCGUAUAUAUAGGUGACGAAGAAUGUUUCGAGGAAGCCAUCGCAAUUUUAUCUUCAAAUCCUCAUGUUCCUUCGCUGAUGAAGCUAUUAUUGACAAAGGCCAUUGAAAUGCUUGGUUUCGAGUAUGCAGAAAACACUCUGACGCGGUCCCUGCAAUUUAUAGAGGCGAUGAUGCGAAAUUAUCACGUAGCACAUUCGGAUCUGACGCUAGAACUCAGUUUACUAAGUCAAAUAUUUGUGAAUUUACUGCUGGGACCUCCCAGCCUAAUAAAUGCGAAUGUUGUGCCAACCCAACAGCUGAAUCUAGAUCUGCAGCCCCCACAAAGUGAUGCGUCCCAGCAUCAGCAGCCUCUCUCAAUUGCUCAAAACGGAACAGAAUCCUCACUGGGAUCGGGUCCGCCAUCGCAAAACAACCUCGCGGAUCAACUGCAGUCCGGCUUUAACACUGCAAUGGUUCCAAUGAACAUACUGGAAAACCAACUGACCGGUCCGUCUGAGGAUUCCAAUAAUUCGAAUUCAAAUACGACGGAAGAAUUACUGAGAAGCAUUGGAAACAUUAAAGAAGGUCCGGACGAAAUCGAUAUCAACAAUAUCAAGGAUGAGUACGAAGCUUUGUUUUCCAUGGUUCAAGGGCUUGGUAAACACGAGGACGCAGCGACUGAAGGUCAUGAAAACAUAACCGGAAAUGAAGAGUUUCAAAUCAAGACUGAAUUUACCGGCGACUUUGAUCCAGCCUCUACGCCAAAUUUUUUGGCUCAACAAAGCGCUGGCGCCCUUCCUACACUAGAAGAGACAAGGCCUAGCUACGAGGUUAAACAGGAAUUAGAUGUAAGGCUGAAGGAGGAACCGGAUGCAAUGGUUGUUGAGGAUCCCGAUGAAAAUGUCAGUCUGCAGAUGUCCGAGAGCACCAAUGGUGAGGUUAUUAAUCCAAACUCCACUACACUGGAAAGUGAAAACAUCACUACGCUAAUAUGCGGAGACCAUCUGGUGGACGAUGUCAUUCGAGUGAUUGGCCUGUGCGUUAGCAAGUGGGGCUUUGUCGAGCAGGAGUGUACUUUUUUAAUGGUAGAACGGCUGCAGCGCUAUUUCGGUGGGGAGAAAAAACCGUUCGAUAACGAUUACAACUGGCUAACGCGACUGGUUCGCGGACUGUGGGCCGUUGGAGAGUUUGCCUUCCGCGAGCUGACGGCGUACUUUGAGUUCAUCGAGCCGGACGUUGUCCCGGAGUAUGUGAACUGUUAUCUGAAUAGUGCUGCUAUAUUUCUUUGUGGGCGGAGCGAUAUAUUCUUUUACGAGUAUCUAAGCGAGAUUUGCAGCGACGGAUUGGUUCCGUUUACGUUUCAGUACGAACAAUACAUAGAAAGGAAGCAUCAGAACUUAAACCAGCUUUGCAAACGCUCCAACCAGAGCAAACAUCGUUACAAAAUUAAAGCAAAGGUGCUGCUUAAAACACACGCAAAAUCUUCCUCGCUGAAGCCGCCCCCUUCGGUUAAUGAUCUCUUUCCGGAGAGGACCGAAAAAGAGCUCACCGGUCACAACAGUCUGCGUCCACCGGCAAGUCGAUUUAGUUUUCGCUUUGCAGGUUGUCGACCGGUUGCGCUUAAAAGCAGCAAACAACGCAUUCUUGGCACCGCACGAUCGUCACUAUUCGGCGGACAGGAGAAACAAACCACGGCGGCUAGUGGACAGCCUGCGUUGCGACAGAACGAAAGCAUGCUGACAAGCUUCCACACGAAGGUUGUGAUCGCACACAGGAAACUGUUGUCCCCCGACACGAACCAGUGCAUGCCGCGUCGCGUCUAUUGUUACGGAUCGACUACUCUUUGAACUGUUUAGGUUAGCAAUAUAAUCUGUGCU